Diprion similis is the source of this 1126-nucleotide messenger RNA. RefSeq names its product surfeit locus protein 6 homolog (gene Surf6). Gene Ontology annotation, biological process: ribosomal small subunit biogenesis; ribosomal large subunit biogenesis. Gene Ontology annotation, molecular function: DNA binding; RNA binding. Lineage: Eukaryota; Metazoa; Arthropoda; Insecta; Hymenoptera; Diprionidae. Gene Ontology annotation, cellular component: nucleolus. The transcript has 3 exons. Bases 167 to 1075 code for a protein of 302 amino acids. The record is from RefSeq and is a predicted model, not a curated record.
GAGACACGAAAAGUGCAAGCGUGGAAUUUCUCAGGCUUUUGUCUGCUCCUCUCCUCUUGAGUUUCGUGAUUUAGCCACGCGGCGGCGACUGCUGUUGGUCAUCGUUAUUAUAUUUACAAACUGCAGGAGGUGCACGUGAAUUUGUGUGGUUAAUAAGGAAGAAAGGAUGCAGUUAACAGAGACGAGUAAUGCUAAAUCAUUCGACGUGAAGUUGGCGAAGCAGAUAUUAAUAAGGGAAAAUAAAUAUAUAACAGAUUUGUUCUCUCGUAUGCCUAUACCAUUCUCUGCCCUGCACAAAAACGAUGAAUUCCAAGACGAUGAUGUCAACCACGAGCAACAAACUAAUGACAGAGAAGAGAAAUUUUCGGCUCUGGGAUCAGGCACGUCGAGAGCAAAUACCUUGAUGGAGCUGCAUGAAAAAUUAGAACAGAUGAAGGGAAAGCGAUUAGAUUAUAAAGCAAAACUUUUGAAAAAGGGGCUGAAAAAUAGGCUGAAGAAAAAGAGUAAAAAAGAAGAGAGAUUAAUGCAGAAAAAACUGGCCAAGACAGAGUUAGCUGCGGCUGGGGGCGCUAAAGUGAAGCACGAGAACGGAGAUGUGCCCAAGUUUACAAGACCGAAACCAAUUUUUAAUUCAGAAGGUAAGAUGGUCUUCAGUAAGUUUGAUUUCUCGGAAAUUGGUGCUAAAAAAGUACAGCCCAAAGUAGAGAAGGAUCCAAAAAAAAUUCUGCAAAAUUUGGAAAAGCAGAAGAUGAAAAUAAAUGAGCUACAGCAAGCUGGAAAAAAUGAUGCGGCCGAAGAGCUUCAGGAAAGACAAGCUUGGAAAACUGUUCUAGCCAAGGCUAGUGGGGAAAAAGUAAAGGAUAAUCCAGAGUUGUUGAAAAAAUCAGUUAAGAAAGAAGAGCAAAAAAGGAAACAGAGCGCUAAAAAGUGGGAGGAUCGAAAAGAAAAGGUUCAGAAAACGCUUGAGGAGAAACAACAAAAAAGACAAGAAAACAUUAAUAAACGGAAAAAGGAAAACAAGAUCAACAACCUGAAGAGGGCUUCUAAGAAGGGUCGAAUCAUACCUGGAUUUUGAGUAGCUUUCUUUUAAUCAUCAACUUAGGAUAAGAAUUGCCACUUUAUGUAA